AUGGCCGCGACGCUUGCCAAUGGUGGCGUAUGCCCAAUUACCGGCGAAACGAUAUUUUGCAACCCAAAUGUCAGAGACGUGCUAACCUUGAUGUACUCUUGUGGCAUGUAUGAUUACUCUGGCCAAUUUGCAUUUCAGGUCGGUCUACCGGCGAAAUCGUCCAUUAGUGGCGGCGUGAUUUUGGUGGUGCCCAACGUCAUGGGUUUCGCAAUCUGGUCCCCACUGUUGGACGAGCUGGGUAACGCGGUUCGCGGAGUUACAUUCUCUAAGAAGCUAGUCGAACGCUUUAAUUUCCAUAACUACGACAGCCUGGUUCAUGGCGACCUGAAUAAAAUUGACCCAAGAAAACGGCCGUUUGACGCCAUCCAUCCAACCGACAAUGACAUCUUCUGUGCAGCAGCGUCUGGUGAUUUGGAGGCGCUAAAAUGGUAG
This is a messenger RNA of Soboliphyme baturini, 432 nucleotides long. The record is from the annotation of a GenBank genome assembly. Lineage: Eukaryota; Metazoa; Nematoda; Enoplea; Dioctophymatida; Soboliphymatidae.